This is a messenger RNA of Ailuropoda melanoleuca (giant panda), 2236 nucleotides long. It is a transcript of the gene HNF4G, whose product is annotated as hepatocyte nuclear factor 4 gamma. Gene Ontology annotation, biological process: regulation of DNA-templated transcription. The record is from RefSeq and is a predicted model, not a curated record. The coding region runs from base 281 to 1507 and encodes 408 amino acids. Gene Ontology annotation, molecular function: RNA polymerase II cis-regulatory region sequence-specific DNA binding; zinc ion binding; DNA-binding transcription factor activity. The transcript has 10 exons. NCBI's taxonomy places the organism in Eukaryota, Metazoa, Chordata, Mammalia, Carnivora, Ursidae.
GUCAAAAGUCUUUGCUAGAGAUCCAGACAAACAAACAAACAAACAAACAACAAUAUCCUUAAGCCUCCUCUCCCAGAUCACCCAGCCCCACCCCCACCUCCCACCUCCGCGCUUUCAGCCAACUUCCCAAGCUCGGAAAAGUGCGGCACAGGACACCGCUGCUGGGGUGGGUGGGGGGAACCUGCUGCCGGGAGAUGCGGCGGCCGCGGCGCAGCUGACUGCGACGCGGGAGCUCCGGGAGCGCCUCCGCGCAGAUAGCUCUGCUCCGGAGACAACAAGUAUGAAUACCGCAGACAAUGGUGUCAACUGUCUAUGUGCCAUAUGUGGGGACAGAGCGACAGGAAAACAUUAUGGAGCCUCAAGCUGUGAUGGGUGCAAGGGGUUCUUCAGACGCAGCAUACGCAAGAGUCACGUUUAUUCCUGCAGGUUCAGUCGGCAAUGUGUUGUUGACAAGGACAAAAGGAAUCAAUGUAGAUAUUGUCGAUUAAGAAAGUGUUUUAGAGCAGGAAUGAAAAAAGAAGCUGUGCAGAAUGAACGCGACAGAAUCAGCACCAGAAGAAGCACAUUUGACGGCAGCAACAUCCCCUCCAUUAACACAUUGGCACAAGCCGAAGUUCGGUCUCGCCAGAUCUCAGUCUCAAGCCCCGGUGCAAGCACAGACAUAAAUGUGAAGAAAAUUGCAAGUAUCAGUGAUGUCUGUGAAUCUAUGAAACAACAGCUCUUAGUCUUGGUGGAAUGGGCUAAAUAUAUUCCCGCCUUCUGUGAGCUACCUCUGGAUGACCAGGUGGCACUGCUGAGAGCUCACGCAGGGGAACAUUUACUGCUUGGAGCUACGAAGAGAUCCAUGGUGUAUAAAGAUAUUUUGCUUUUGGGGAACAACUAUGUAAUUCACCGCAACAGCAGUGAAGUCGAGAUCAGCCGUGUGGCCAACCGGGUUCUAGACGAGCUGGUACGACCAUUUCAAGAAAUCCAGAUUGAUGACAAUGAAUAUGCUUGUUUGAAGGCAAUCGUAUUUUUUGAUCCAGAUGCAAAAGGGCUGAGUGAUCCAGUAAAGAUUAAGAACAUGCGGUUCCAAGUGCAGCUCAGUUUGGAGGACUACAUCAAUGACAGGCAGUACGACUCCCGGGGGAGGUUUGGGGAGCUGCUUCUGCUGCUACCCACCCUGCAGAGCAUCACCUGGCAAAUGAUCGAGCAAAUACAGUUCGUUAAACUCUUUGGGAUGGUUAAAAUUGACAACCUACUUCAAGAAAUGUUACUGGGUGGUGCUUCCAAUGACGCUAGUCAUCUCCAUCAUCCCAUGCAUCCACAUUUGUCUCAAGAUCCAUUAACUGGACAAACUAUACUUUUAGGGCCCAUGUCAACACUGGUUCAUACGGACCAGAUCUCAACUCCUGAGACCCCGCUCCCUUCCCCACCACAAGGCUCUGGACAAGAACAGUACAAAAUAGCCACCAACCAAGCUUCUGUGAUUUCACACCAGCCUCUCUCCAAACAAAAGCAAUUGUGAGAAUGUGUUUACUCCUGAACGGCACUGCGUAAAUGUGAAAACUUGGUCUUGAAAUAACUCAGGAUAGUACUUUUGGCAAACUCUUAGCCAAGGCUUCUUCAUGGUGCUGUUAUAAGAUGGUAUCCUGUCUUUUUGUUUAUAGGCUCAUUUUGUUUGUUGUUGCUAUUGUUUAAAACUUCCCGAUGCAAGCAAUUUAUAUCUGAGUUUCCAUAUGUUUGUAUAGUGUAUUUUUCCACCUUCCCUUGCACUGUUCCUGAACUAGGUGAAUCUUGUGUACUACUUUCAUUUGUUGUCUUGAUAUUAAUUUAAAUCUGUAAAUAAUUGCUUCAUUGUGAUGUGAUGCAGAACUAAGUGUUCUCUUUUGAGCAGAACAGUAGAUCAGCAACUCCAGAUUAACGUAAAAUGAACCAAGGUGUUUUUUUUUUUUAUCAGUUUUAAACUUGCAAAUUAGAAAACUUAAGCAGUUGCUAUAGAACAGGAAAUAUUUCUUUGAAGAAAAAUCGCUUAUGGGUAUCUUAUGGCUAAGAAGCAUCCUUCUGGCCCACAGUUAAAUAUGCCUGUCUUUAGCUUAGGAAAUCAUGAGUAGCCAUUCCAAGGAUGACUGGCUAUUCCUUGUAAUCUGCCUCUAUUCGAAGACGUAUCUUUUUUUUUUUUUUUAAGAUUUUAUUUAUUUAUUUGACAGAGAUAGAGACAGGCAGCGAGAGAGGGAAUACAAGCAGAGGGAGUGGG